This is a messenger RNA of Xiphophorus hellerii (green swordtail), 4477 nucleotides long. It is a transcript of the gene gfi1ab, whose product is annotated as growth factor independent 1A transcription repressor b. Lineage: Eukaryota; Metazoa; Chordata; Actinopteri; Cyprinodontiformes; Poeciliidae. Gene Ontology annotation, biological process: regulation of transcription by RNA polymerase II. Gene Ontology annotation, molecular function: RNA polymerase II cis-regulatory region sequence-specific DNA binding; DNA-binding transcription factor activity, RNA polymerase II-specific. The coding region runs from base 2667 to 3836 and encodes 389 amino acids. The record is from RefSeq and is a predicted model, not a curated record. The transcript has 7 exons.
CUUUUCUGAUGAUACCUUUUGCUUGGAGGGUGAUUCGUUUGAUCAUUUCAAAAUAUGGAGAGAAACGCGAAGUUGAGGCUUUGAGCGCGAUUCCAGUUUAUGACAUGUUCAAUUAAUUUGACAUGAAUUCACGUUUUAAUUUAGAGCUGAAAAAUGAAAGGGAAAUCAGUCAGUCUCCUGAAUGCGUUUUUAUUAUUGUUUUUCUUGCGGUUGAUUCUUGACGUUUACUGAAACGCAUUAAAAUCGCAGACUGCGCAGAGUGGGAGGGGAUGAAUCAUUUGGUGCUUUUUCACAUUUAAGUGGCUUGAAAGCUGAAUUUAAGGAUGACGAAAAGAUUUGAAGAUGGACAGAAAUUACAACGGACAUAAUGGUUUAGCAGGGAAAGCAAAUUAUUCGGAACGUGGAAAUUCGCGCCAUUUAAAAUAAUUAUCGUAUCCAUACUAGCGUGUUUAUGUACAUUUUAUUGCAUUAGAUAAGUUUUAUCUCAUUUUCUGAACCGAACGGUUUGUUUUUCUAAGGGGGAGGUGGCAGGGGAGACCCUCCAUCCCGUUAGACAGUCACGUGAUGAAAGUAAAUCGAGCAAGAACAAGUUUCAGCAAAUCCCCCCCCCGGGCUGAAAGAGGAAAUAAAGUUGUGGAGAUUCAUAUGGGCAAAUAUGGCUCCGACUCAGGGCGUUAUUCAAUCAGAGGGCGGCACAAGCUCCAGAAAAAAAAAAACAAAAAAAACCCAUUGUGCUCCAGCAUUGUUUCCUCCCAGGAGUACGAACUGUAAAAAAAAUAUAUAAAAAUACAUAAAAUGAAUAAAAACACUAUAGGCUGAAGUUACCACCGGGUUUAGAAUAGAACAGUAAUUAUUACCUUUAUUGUUCCUCAGAGGAGAAAUUCAGGUGCAACAGCAGCAUCAGAUAAACAGGUUCACACAACAACGUUCCAAAAGAGUAAAAACCAACCAAACAAAAAAAACAUACAAAGCAAAGGUAAAAAUAAGAGUAAUAAAAUAAUAUAUUGUACAAAACUAUUACUUAAAAUUCUGUCCAAGUAUUGGAAAUAGCAAUAUCACGAUCCAAAGGAUGUGAGUACGAUGACUUUUUUCAAAUGUUACAUAAUGUGCAACUGUAUGAAACAUUAAAAAAGAAAUCUGAUUAUUUAACAAUAUCAGUGCAGACAAACAGAUGUGCAAUAACAGCAGAGAUGUUUUCUAAAAAUAAAAAAAAAAUCAGUAAAAACAGAUUAAACAGAAUUUUAUUGUUUCACAAUUUCACUGGACAUGUUCAACAAAUGAAGUGGUCGUGCUGACAUGGAGUCUCUGAAGUUUGUUAUUAACAAAAUAUCGUAUUUAUGAAAACGCAUUAAAAAAAUAAUCAUGUAGAGUUUUUCCAGUUUGUUUUGGAUGGGAUGGAAACGCAGCACAGGCUGUUCGAAACGCCGCGCUGCUUUAUUCCGUUUGUGCGGAAAACAAUAAUGACCUGGCGCAGAACUGAGCGCCGUUUACCCAAGAAGCGGCGCAGACUUUGAUAUUCUGUUUUGAAUAUUUGAUUUGGUGUUCCAUGUCCUGUCCCCAUCUUGGCACCUUCACUUGCACAAGUUGGUACCGUCCUCCUAUCGGCCCCAGCCAGCGGGGCCCUGCAGCGGCAGCUGCUCUAAUCGGUGCGGUUCGAUUUCCUGUCCUUCGUUUUGUUGGUGAAGUCGAUCACCGUAAACGCGAUCAGAUUGACGGGAUGCAAGAAAGAAAUCCUGCUUUCUUUCUCUCUUUCUUUAUAUUGUUAUUUAUUUUUUUUCUAAUUUAUUCUGAUUUAAUCCGUGUUGAUCCGCAUAAAAGCAGAACGUUUCUUCUUCCAGCAUCACCUCCAGCAGCCCCGCGCCUGACAGUCUGGCUCACCACUGAUUUGCUAAUCUGUGCGUCAUGAUCUGUGUCCGGCGCUAACAGCCGCAGUGCCACAUGAAACUGCGUCAUAUAACAGACAGCUGAUCAGCAGAGCGGCACUAUGGCGCUCUUCACACCCCGAUAAGCUCCACACCGCGGGGUGCGCCUCCGCGUUUCCUCUGGCCCCUGCCUCCACCUCUCCCCUGCUUCUCUGAUUGAGUCAGUGAGAGGCUGCAGCGUCAUCGCUCCUCCGGCUCUGAUGGACUGAUCCAUGAGGACGCGGCGGCGACUCGGAUGAACCUGGGAAAAAAAAAAAGGAAAAAAAGAAAGCAAAAACAAGUCCUAACUUUUAAAUCUAGUCAUCAUCUUCUGCUCAUUCGGGACUGUUUUUUUCCGUCACGAAAGCGGGACGGAGGUGAAACGCUCAGUUAAAAACUCUGAGUUGAGUGGAAAAACAAGCGGAAGAGACGCGGGGGCCCCCCCGCUGCGGCUCUCUGCUGUCUACCUGCCGCCGCUCAGCGGGCGGUCAGCCUCGGUGACACCUGUCCGAGCCGACACCUGGCGGACGGGAUGGACGCCUGCGCGCAUGCUCCGUUGUCAUGUGAAAGUCUCUUAAAACGCUCGGGAUGUCAGCGGCUCAGAUCAAAUCUGUAAACAGGACGCCAGCCGCCAGGUCUCCUCCUUCUGCUCAGCAGCUGGAUCCCCGUCAUUAACCCUCGCUCUCUCUUCUUCCUCCCCAUCAACCCCUGCAAACACACACACACGCGCGCGCACACACCACACAACACACACAUACACUAAAGAUGCCUCGCUCCUUCCUGGUGAAGAGUAAGAAGGCGCACAGCUACCACCGACCGCGGACUUUGGAGGAUGAUUACAGCAGGCUGGACACGAUACUGGCGCACAUCUGUUCAGAUACCGAUAAGCUCCCGGAGGAGGACGCCGACCUUUCGGCGGACAGCUACGGCCUGUCUCCGGCCUCCCACCCGGGCGAAGCUGCGGACUUCUCCCCCAGGUCUCCGCUGAGCUGCGCCGACAGUUUGUGCGCUCGCUCCGCGGACUAUGAGGACUUCUGGCGGCCUCCGUCCCCAUCCGCGUCGCCUGUUGACUCCGAAAAAUCGCUUUCUCCCCUGGUGGGUGAAACCCAGCCCUUCACCGUCCCUUUCCGGCCGUACGCCUGGAGCAGCUACCCGGGGCCGGAGCUGGAGGUGCGGCGGCCCGUGGCGCAGCGGAGCCUCCAUCCCGGCCUGGAGGUGGACGCCAGCCCGGCGGUGAUGGCGCUCUACGCGGACCGGAGCUGCCACCCGGCCGUGUUUGCAGAGCGGGCCCUGGCGGAGGAGCCUUACGGAGACUACCGGAGGCAGGCUGCCGCGCUGCUGUUCCCUGAAGUUGGCCUGCACGGGAAGGCGGCCGAUGGGAAGGCCCGGCCCGACCUGCUCUGCUCCAGCCUCAUUCUGAACGGCGCGUACAAGUGCGUCAAGUGCGGGAAGGUGUUCUCUACCCCGCACGGCCUGGAGGUCCACGUCCGCAGAUCGCACAGCGGCACGAGGCCUUUUGCGUGCGACAUUUGCGGCAAAACGUUCGGCCACGCCGUGAGCCUGGAGCAGCACAAAGCCGUGCACUCUCAGGAGAGAAGCUUCGACUGCAAAAUUUGCGGCAAAAGCUUCAAGCGCUCCUCCACGCUAUCCACGCAUCUGCUCAUCCACUCGGACACGCGGCCCUACCCGUGUCAGUACUGCGGGAAGAGGUUCCACCAGAAGUCCGACAUGAAGAAACACACAUUCAUCCACACGGGCGAGAAGCCGCACAAAUGCCAGGUUUGCGGGAAAGCGUUCAGCCAGAGCUCCAACCUGAUCACGCACAGCAGGAAACACACCGGAUACAAACCGUUCGGCUGCGACCUGUGCGGGAAAGGCUUCCAGAGGAAGGUGGACCUGAGGAGGCACAAAGAGACACAGCACGGACUGAAGUGAGACAGAAGACCGAGCUGCGGUCCGGCCUUCACUCCGGGAGGGAAGGAGACAGAGCUGGAGCCACCGGAGGAGGAAAACAACUGUUUGUUUUUUUUGUUUGUUUUUUUUUUUCCUUUUCUCAACACAUACUUUCUUCCAUUUUUAAUGAACUGAAAAUUCAAGACAAUUUGGAUCCCAUCGACUUGUUUUUUAUUUUUUUUAUUAUAUAUUAUUUAUAGGUGCAGUGAAAAAAACACGAGCAACACUAAUGACAGCAUCCUUCCUCCUUUUCUUUUUAGAUCCCCCUCUGCCCCACCCCUUCAUCUCCUCCCCUUUAAUUUCUUUUUUAAAGCCAGAGAUAAGCUGUGAGCUGUGGAGGAAAAAUGAGAGAGAAAAAUGGCAGAUGUGUUCAGAUAAAGCAUGAUUUAAAUAACUCUGUUAAACGGACAAUAAACGCACCUGAUAAAGAUCUGCUCUUUCUGCAAAGACUGGAGGUGUUGUUGUUUUCAUCUGGCAGAGAUGAGGGCAAAACAGACACUCUCUCUCUUUCUUUCUCUCUUUUUCUGUUUCUCUCUCUCUCUGCCAGCUGCAGGGAUCGGCUCUGCUUUUCUGUCAGAAGAAAUGAUGAUUUUAUUGUUAAAAUAAACAUAGAUAAAAUUCUA